AAGUUUAACGAACAGGUCAAUGCGAGUUUAUUCGUUUGUUUAACGAGCUUCGAAGCAGACCUUUGUGCAUAAUUUUCAAAGAUAACCAUGGCUCUUGUUGAAUCUACUAAGGAAAAUGUCUUCUGGCGUAUUGAAAAUAUGAAACUGAAGGAGAAUAUUUCUCCUAAAAAGCCAGCUGAUUCACCACCAAGAGGUUCAUCACCUAAAAAACGCAUGUCAUCCGAAACAUCUCGUGAACAGAUGGUGAAAAAUCAAGUGGAGCAUCCUGAAGUUAAGAAAUUGGAAUUUCAAGAGAAUGGUUUUGAUCCUCAGGUAGAACCUUUACUCAAAGAAAAUCCUAGAAGAUUCGUGCUCUUCCCUAUUCAAUGGCCAGACAUUUGGAAAAUGUACAAGAAAGCCGAAGCUUCUUUUUGGACAGUUGAAGAAGUUGAUUUAUCCAAAGACAUGGACGAUUGGGCCAAAUUGACAAAAGAUGAAAAACAUUUCAUCUCGCAUGUACUGGCAUUUUUUGCUGCUUCUGACGGUAUUGUUAAUGAAAACUUAGUAGAAAGAUUCAGUCAAGAAGUUCAAGUAACUGAAGCUCGAUGUUUCUAUGGCUUUCAAAUUGCAAUGGAAAAUGUUCACUCUGAGAUGUAUUCAUUACUUAUUGAUACAUACAUAAGAGAUCCGAAACAAAGAGAUUAUUUGUUUAACGCUAUUGAGAAUUUACCAUGCGUUGCAAAGAAAGCUAAGUGGGCAUUGAAUUGGAUAUCUCAUAAAUCUGCAACAUUUGCUGAAAGAGUAGUGGCGUUUGCUGCUGUUGAAGGAAUUUUCUUCAGUGGUAGCUUUGCUGCUAUCUUUUGGUUGAAAAAGAGAGGUCUUAUGCCUGGUCUCACUUUCAGUAAUGAAUUGAUCUCCAGAGAUGAAGGAUUACAUUGUGACUUUGCAUGUUUACUAUUCAGUCAUCUAGUUCAAAAGCCAUCAAAAGAACGUGUAAUAAGUAUUAUUAGAGACGCUGUUCAAAUUGAACAAGAAUUUUUAACAGACGCUUUGCCAGUUCAGCUAAUUGGCAUGAAUUGUACAUUGAUGUGCCGAUACAUUGAAUUUGUUGCAGACAGACUUUUAUUUGAACUUGGAUGUCCAAAGAUUUAUCACUCCGAGAAUCCAUUUGAAUUUAUGGAACACAUUUCCUUAGAAGGAAAGACGAAUUUCUUUGAGAAAAAAGUUGGUGAAUAUCAAAAGUUUGGAGUAAUGCAUUCAGUGGAUUCUCAGGCAUUUGAACUUGAUUGUCCUUUUUAAAUAUUUUUUAUAAGUCUGAUCUUAUUAAUGUACAUAACUAAGAAUAAUUUAGCCAAUAGAUGCCGUAAAAACGGCAAAUACAAAUUUUGACAGUUAUAAUAACGAUAUUGUUAAGAUUGAAAAUUCUUAUUUAGUAUUGACAUAUUUUGUAUUAAAAAUUUUAUUAAUAGCAAGAAUGAAUUUUUACACAUAAAACAAUUAAAUUGUUAAUUUACUUCAAUACUAAAGUUAUUAUUAAAACGUUGCAAAUAUUUUUUACGACAAUCCAUAUCAUCCACUGGUCUAUUAUAAGGAAGCCAAACUGGUUCACCAACAAAGUAACGUUUUGCUUUAAUAAAAUUCUGUAAUUAAAUUUUUUAAUAAUUAAUACAAAAGAGUAUUUUUAAACAA
Chelonus insularis is the source of this 1668-nucleotide messenger RNA. RefSeq names its product ribonucleoside-diphosphate reductase subunit M2 (gene RnrS). The record is from RefSeq and is a predicted model, not a curated record. Gene Ontology annotation, molecular function: ribonucleoside-diphosphate reductase activity, thioredoxin disulfide as acceptor. The coding region runs from base 88 to 1278 and encodes 396 amino acids. NCBI's taxonomy places the organism in Eukaryota, Metazoa, Arthropoda, Insecta, Hymenoptera, Braconidae. Gene Ontology annotation, biological process: deoxyribonucleotide biosynthetic process. Gene Ontology annotation, cellular component: cytosol. The transcript has 6 exons.